AAUUAUAACAAUUUUGCAUACUAUUAAAAUGACCGUCAAUGUAAUUGCUUUUAUUUGAAGUUUUUAAAAGACAUUUGUGCUCCUGCACGGGAGCAGGAACAAACAAAGUAACGAUGUUAGUUCCUGCCCGAUUAGAUUUUCGGGACGGACCAGUUGGGUUUCUCAACCUUUUUCGGUUAGUUUGUUUUUGAGUGCCAAAAUGCCCAAAAAGAAGACAGGUGCCCGCAAAAAGGCUGAAAAUCGAAAAGAACGAGAAAAACAGAGCCGAGCCAACCGGGACCAGGUAGACUUGGCCAAACACCCUUGCAAUGCCAACAUGGACUGUGAUAAAUGUCAGAGAAAACAGAAGAACAGAGCCUUCUGCUACUUUUGCAACGCUCUGCAGAAACUCCCUGUUUGUGCACAAUGCGGCAAAACUAAGUGUAUGAAAACUUCAGACUGCGUCAUUAAACACCCUGGGAUCUACAGCACUGGGAUGGGCAUGGUGGGUGCAGUGUGCGACUUCUGUGAAGCGUGGGUGUGCCACAGCCGGAAAUGCUUGAGCACUCACGCCUGCGUGUGUCCUCUGACGGAAGCCGACUGCAUCGAGUGUGAACGCAGCGUGUGGGACCACGGCGGGCGUAUUUUCCGCUGCUCCUUCUGUCGCAACUUCUUGUGCGAGGACGAUCAAUUCGAGCACCAGGCCAGCUGCCAAGUCCUUCAAGCUGAGACAUACAAAUGCGUUUCCUGCAACAGACUGGGCCAACACUCGUGUCUACGCUGUAAGUCCUGCUAUUGCGACGACCACGCCAAGAGUAAAGUGUUCAAGCAGGAGAAGGGAAAAGCACCGCCGUGUCCAAAAUGUGGCCACGAAACCCAAGAGACCAAAGAUCUCAGCAUGUCCACUCGCACCUUGAAAUUCGGGCGCCAGGCAGGCGCUGACGAUGAUGACGACGACUACGGAGCGUCGGGAUACGACUCCUAUUGGAAGAACGUUGCGUCCGGCGGCGGAGGACGCAGCUACGACGAUGAGGACGAUGACGACGACUAUGAGGACGAUGAGGAUGACGAUGACGAGGAAGAAGAAGAAGAGGAUGAUGCUGAGGAAGAAAUGGCUGCUCUUAAGUUGGAUAAAGACUAAAACAGGCAUUAGUCAGGUGUCACUUUUGCUCAGCAAAACAGUUUUGCAACUUUUAUCUAAUUGUGAUUUGCCAACGCAAGACAGCGUCUGAAUAAAAAAAAAAAAAAAAAACCAACAACAACUUUGAAGUAAACUAUAGUCUGU
This is a messenger RNA of Corythoichthys intestinalis (scribbled pipefish), 1264 nucleotides long. It is a transcript of the gene noazfp, whose product is annotated as zinc finger protein 330. Lineage: Eukaryota; Metazoa; Chordata; Actinopteri; Syngnathiformes; Syngnathidae. Bases 200 to 1120 code for a protein of 306 amino acids. Gene Ontology annotation, cellular component: nucleus. Gene Ontology annotation, molecular function: zinc ion binding. The transcript has 10 exons. The record is from RefSeq and is a predicted model, not a curated record.